Molecule: messenger RNA, 1038 nt
Organism: Linum tenue
Lineage: Eukaryota; Viridiplantae; Streptophyta; Magnoliopsida; Malpighiales; Linaceae
Source: the annotation of a GenBank genome assembly
AUGGCAGCUCCCUUCUGCCUCAGCAAACCUUCACUAGUAGUCAUUUUCAUCAUCGGAAUAUGGGUCUCCCAGCUUGCAGCGUCCAGAGAGCUCCAUGGAUCCCAGCCGGACAACAUGGCUCAAAGGCACGAGCAAUGGAUGAACCAACACGGCAUAGUAUACGAAACUGCCGCGGAGAAACAAACACGCUUCAACAUAUUCAAGAACAACGUCGAGUACAUCGAAUCGUUCAAUUCCGCAGGCACCAAGCCUUACAAGCUAGCAAUCAACAAAUUCGCGGACCAGACGGUGGAAGAGUUCAAGUCCUCCCGCAACCGUCUCCUGCAGCUCGCCGCCGCAAAGACAACGAAGCCAUUCAAGUAUGAAAAUGUGAAGGACGUUCCAGCCACAAUGGACUGGCGCACCAAAGGAGCCGUAACUCCCGUUAAGGACCAAGGUCAGUGCGGAUCCUGCUGGGCCUUCUCCGCCAUAGGUGCCACCGAAGGGAUCAACCAGCUAUCCACUGGGAAGCUGGUCUCCCUCUCGGAGCAAGAACUCGUCGAUUGCGAUACCAAGAGUGUCGACCAAGGAUGCAACGGAGGGGAGACGGAGAAUGCUUUCGAGUUCAUAAUUGGUAACCACGGCAUCACCUCUGAAGCCAAUUACCCUUACCAGGGAACCGAUGGAACUUGCAAUUCGCAAAAGGAGAGUUCCCACAUCGCCAGAAUCACCGGCUACCAGAAGGUCCCUGCCAACAGCGAGGAAGCAUUGUUGAAGGCGGUGGCCAACCAGCCGAUUUCGGUGUCGGUAGAUGCAGGGGAUGGUUCCUUCAUGUUCUAUUCCAGUGGGGUGUUUUCAGGGGACUGUGGGACGAACCUUGACCACGGGGUUACCGCGGUUGGGUAUGGUCAGACCAGUAACGGAACCAAAUAUUGGCUGGUCAAAAACUCGUGGGGAACCACCUGGGGCGAGAAAGGGUACAUUAGGAUGCUGAGAGACAUCGAGGCCAAGGAAGGUCUAUGCGGGAUCGCUAUGGAUUCCUCUUUUCCAACCGUCUAA